AGGCCCAGAUCUUAGAGAAAUCCAAGACAUUGGGCCUCAUCCAUUUGGCGGUUUUUGAAUUGUCGUACUUUCCAUUCUCUUGGGGCGCUAGCAUUUCCUUCCACCGAAUUGCGUUUCCCUUCUCUCCUUCCUUUACAGCUUUACUCAUUGACAGCAGCAGAUCGAGCGAGCAAUUCGCCUUGAUCGGCGUAACGGAGCGUUUCGUCCACACUAUCGUCGUUUUCACGAGUGGAUAAUCACAGAAAAAUGCCUUCACAAAAGAUUGAAACUGGUCAUCAAGAUGUGGUGCACGAUGUUGCUAUGGACUACUAUGGUAAGCGUGUUGCCACGGCCUCGUCUGACCAUUCCGUUAAGAUUAUUGGGGUCAGUAAUGCAGCCUCUCAACAUCUUGCAACCUUAACCGGCCAUCAAGGACCUGUUUGGCAGGUAGCCUGGGCUCACCCAAAAUUCGGGUCUUUACUUGCUUCGUGUUCUUAUGAUGGGCGUGUGACAAUAUGGAAGGAGGGUAACCAGAACGAGUGGACCCAAGCCCAUGUCUUUGAUGACCACAAGUCUUCUGUCAAUUCUAUUGCUUGGGCACCUCAUGAAGUGGGUCUUUGUUUAGCAUGUGGUUCCUCUGAUGGAAACAUCUCGGUUUUCACUGCAAGACCAGAUGGUGGUUGGGACACCUCUAGGAUAGACCAAGCUCACCCAGUUGGUGUAACUUCUGUCUCAUGGGCUCCCUCAACGGCGCCUGGUGCUCUUGUCGGUUCCAGCUUGCUUGAUCCUGUUCAGAAACUCUGCUCUGGUGGUUGUGAUAAUACUGUGAAGGUGUGGAAGCUCUAUAAUGGGAAUUGGAAGAUGGAUUGCUUUCCAGCUCUUCAGAUGCAUACAGAUUGGGUUCGUGAUGUCGCCUGGGCACCCAACUUGGGACUUCCAAAAUCUACAAUUGCAAGUGCCUCACAGGAUGGCAAAGUCAUCAUAUGGACUGUGGUCAAGGAGGGGGACCAAUGGGAAGGCAAGGUUUUGAAUGAUUUUAAGACUCCUGUCUGGAGGGUCUCCUGGUCGCUGACAGGAAACAUAUUGGCCGUGGCUGAUGGAAACAACAACGUGACAUUGUGGAAGGAGGCGGUAGAUGGGGAAUGGCAACAGGUGACUACAGUUGAGCCAUAAUAUCCAUAUUCUGAAUACCUAUGCGCUCAAAAGUAGUGGAUUCCAUUCUGAAUGUAGUAGGUAUUUUUGUUUCCUUACAUUAUGAUAUAUGUUAGAAUUUUUGCUGACAUCGUUCAAUGUUUUACUUAUAUACAUUUGAAAAAAAAAACACUGUUGAAAGUUUCAAACUGCGAUAUUUGAUAAAAAAAGCCUAGACUAUCAGGAUUGAAGUGUA
Messenger RNA from Juglans regia (Persian walnut), 1366 nucleotides. RefSeq names its product protein transport protein SEC13 homolog B. Bases 247 to 1152 code for a protein of 301 amino acids. Gene Ontology annotation, cellular component: COPII vesicle coat; nuclear pore outer ring. Gene Ontology annotation, biological process: protein import into nucleus; COPII-coated vesicle budding. The record is from RefSeq and is a predicted model, not a curated record. The transcript is spliced from 2 exons. Gene Ontology annotation, molecular function: structural molecule activity; protein binding. NCBI's taxonomy places the organism in Eukaryota, Viridiplantae, Streptophyta, Magnoliopsida, Fagales, Juglandaceae.